Molecule: messenger RNA, 669 nt
Organism: Agrilus planipennis (emerald ash borer)
Lineage: Eukaryota; Metazoa; Arthropoda; Insecta; Coleoptera; Buprestidae
Gene: RpL18A
Product: 60S ribosomal protein L18a
Exons: 3
Coding region: 94-627 (177 amino acids)
Biological process (GO): translation
Cellular component (GO): ribosome; cytosolic large ribosomal subunit
Molecular function (GO): structural constituent of ribosome
Source: RefSeq, a predicted model, not a curated record
GAUUUUGCUCAUAUAUUCAUAGAUGUAUAAUACUUGCGUUGUUUGUUGGCUUCCGUUUCCUUUCUGUAAAGUUUGUGUUGCUGUUUAAUCAUCAUGAAAGCCAAAGGAGAGUUGAAGGAAUAUGAAGUUAUCGGUCGUAAAUUACCAACGGAGAAAGAAACCACAACUCCUUUAUACAAAAUGAGAAUAUUUGCUCCCGACCCUAUUGUAGCCAAAUCCAGAUUUUGGUAUUUUUUACGUCAGCUAAAGAAAUUCAAAAAGUCAACUGGUGAAAUUGUAUCUGUGAAACUAAUUCCCGAAAAGACUCCCAUUAAGAUAAAAAAUUUCGGCAUUUGGCUGAGAUAUGACUCCAGGUCUGGAACGCAUAACAUGUACAGAGAGUACAGGGAUGUCUCUGUGUCGGGUGCAGUAACACAAUGUUACAGAGAUAUGGGUGCACGCCAUAGAGCUAGAGCUCAUUCUAUUCAGAUCAUUAAAGUAGAGGUAGUUAAAGCUGCCGUUUGCAGAAGACCACAAGUAAAACAAUUCCACGAUUCAAAAAUACGUUUUCCACUCCCUAAACGUAUUCAAGGAAGUCGCAAAUUGAACAGGUUUUCAGUUCGUAAACCGAGAACAUACUUCCUUUAAAUCAUUUAAUAAUGGCAAGAAAUAUAUUAACUGAGAAAUCUU